This is a messenger RNA of Micromonas pusilla CCMP1545, 1899 nucleotides long. RefSeq lists its product as uncharacterized. The coding region runs from base 1 to 1899 and encodes 632 amino acids. NCBI's taxonomy places the organism in Eukaryota, Viridiplantae, Chlorophyta, Mamiellophyceae, Mamiellales, Mamiellaceae. The transcript has a single exon. The record is from RefSeq and is a predicted model, not a curated record.
AUGUCUUCCGCGGCCUCCGCGUCCGCGUCGGUCGUCGUCGUCGUCCGCGCGGGCGGCGCGGCGCGCGUCGUCGCGGUCGUCGUCGUCGUCGUCGUCGUCGUCGUCGCCGUCGCGGUCGUCGCGGCGUUCGAUGACGUGUCGUCCGAAGCGGCGCGCGCGCGGACGGCGACGCGCGCGCGCGCGACGCCGCGGGAACCGCGGCGAGGCGCCGCGGUCGUCGCGCGAGCGGCGACGGUCGUCGAAGAGGAAGCGAGCGCGGCGGUCGCGAGCGUCAUGACGGUCGUCGUUCGCGCGCCGCGCGGGGCGAAGUGCGCGUCGCGCGACCGCGCAUCAUCAACGAGAGGCGCGCGCGCGACCGGACGCGCGCGUGCGGCCCGCGAGUGCCGACUCUUCAUCAGAGUGUCUCGAGUUGUUCAUCGCCCCCGCCGCCGCGCGCACUCCCGCGCGCGCGUCCACGCUCGUCCCCGAGAAGACGACGCGCGCGACGCUCGAGACGACGCCAUGGGCAAGGUCACGCAGCGACGCAACCGCCAGGUCGCGAAGGCGGCGAGGCAGGACGGCGCGGACGACCGCGAUCCGUCGGCGGCGGGCGGGGACGACCGCGAUCCGUCGGCGAAGCGCGACAAGGGGCGGAAGCGCGUCGGCAAAACCCAACAGGACGAGCUCGACGACGACGACGCGGCGGAGAAGCAGUGCGCGGACUGGAUCGGUCGGAUCGUCCGCUUCGGCUUCAUGGCGUACUCUCUGCUCGGCGUCUUUCGCGGCGCGCACGAGUGGGCGACGCGACCGACGACGCUGCCGCCGUCGAUCCAAGUCGACGCGAUCGACCUCCGCGGCGUGAACGCGAUCGUGACCGGCGGCUGCGGCGGGCUCGGCCGCGAGACCGCGGCGAUGCUCGCGUCGCGAGGCGCGCGCGUCGUCGUCGGGUGCCGACGAAGCGACCGCGGCGUGAUCGACCUCGGCGCGGGAGGAGGGUUUAGCGCGGUCGCGCUCCCGCUCGACCUCGGCUCGUUCGCGUCGACGCGCGCGUUCGCGUCCGCCGUCGUCCGCGAGGAAUUCUUCGAUGGUGACGGGUCGUCGAUCGACGUGCUCGUGCACAACGCGGCGACGUCCACCGCGUGCGCGAACACGACGGACGCGUUCGAGUCGUCGCUGCAGAUCAACUACCUCGCGCCGGUGCUUCUGAACCGGCUGCUGCUGCCCGCGAUGAAGAGCUCGGCGCGCGGCGCGAGGGUGACGCACGUGUCGUGCGUCGCGGCGAGCGCGAGUCGCGUCGGCGCGGAGGCGAUUCGGAAAGCCGCGAGAGGCGGCGGCGCGCACCCCAAGCGGUGCGCGCCCGCUGGGUCGUACGCCGCGUCGAAGCGGUUACUCGAGCGUCACGCGGUCGUGAUGUCGUCCAAGUUUCACGCCAAACACGGGAUUCAGUCGUUCGUGGUCGACCCCGGCGCGACGCUCACGAACUUCAACGUCAAGGGCAACGUCCUCGCGAGCGCGACGCGGAUACAUCCCGCCGCGGUCGUGUCCUGGAUGCUCGGAAAGGUCAGCGUCGCCGUCUUCGGCCCGCACGGCUUCACGAAGUUCUUCACUCGAAGCGUCGAGCACUCCGCCGCCGCGGUCGCGCACGUCGCCGCGCACGACGCGCUGCGAGGCGUCAGCGGGCGGACGUACUCGGACGUCCGCGGCGCGUUCACCGCGGCGACGGGAUGCGCGAAGGCGGACGCCGCGGACUGCGGGUGGGCUAGGCCGCGCGAGCCGAGACCGAGGAAGCUCGACGCGGCCGCGGAGGAGAGGCAGAGAGAGCGCGAUCGCGUCGACGCGGAGAUUUGGAAGGAGACGAGCCGGUUGUUGGCGCCGUGGAGCGAGCCGCUGUUCGAGGAGGCGGAGGGGGGGGCGUCGUAG